AAGUAUGAGUUAACCCCAUGGUGUAAUAAACUCCUAACUCAAGAGUUGGUUGGUUUUAGCAAGAUCAAGCAAGACCUAAAACAGAGACAUGGCAAAUGAUCUUGUGAAGCUUGCUUUCAUUUUCGUAAUUGGUUUGAGUGUUAUCUCUUCUUCUAUAGAUGUAACCAAAGCUGAGAUAGUCCAGAAGCAAGAAAUGAAACCUCUUUCGGAGGCUGAAAUUGGUUUGGCUACUUAUGAGGAAGUGCAAGCGCCAUCUAGACGAUAUGGACCUUUUAUCCGGCAGCCUAUCUUCUCGACUCGAGUAAGAAGCUCGGAGGUGAAUCCUAUAUGCUCCACUAGAAUCAUUGUUAUGAUAUGCGACAUUGAAUGCGGUUAUGCAUGUAAGGGGACUGGCUAUGAUUAUGGUGAAUGUGAGGGAACUUUUCCAGACCAAAACUGCUACUGUUAUGGGCAGUGUAAGCGGUAGAUGAAGGCUGCUUGUAUGUGGUCAUCAUCAUAAAUGUCAAUAAGUUAUAUAUAUAUGUUUGUAUGUGUAUGUUUUUAUAAUUAUUGUGUGUAUGUGUACGUAUGUUAUGCAUGAGAAUAAAGAAGCUCACCGGCUUAA
Eutrema salsugineum is the source of this 604-nucleotide messenger RNA. RefSeq lists its product as uncharacterized. The record is from RefSeq and is a predicted model, not a curated record. The transcript has 4 exons. Bases 89 to 466 code for a protein of 125 amino acids. NCBI's taxonomy places the organism in Eukaryota, Viridiplantae, Streptophyta, Magnoliopsida, Brassicales, Brassicaceae.